Molecule: messenger RNA, 7062 nt
Organism: Chlorocebus sabaeus (green monkey)
Lineage: Eukaryota; Metazoa; Chordata; Mammalia; Primates; Cercopithecidae
Gene: FER1L4
Product: fer-1-like 4 (C. elegans)
Biological process (GO): plasma membrane organization
Cellular component (GO): membrane
Source: RefSeq, marked inferred
CUCCAGCCUGGAUGCUAGAGCAAGACCCCAUCUCAAAGCAAACAAACAAACAAACAAAACAAAACAAAACAAAAAAUUGAGGCCUCAUUGGCUGGCAGGGAACAGACUAGGGUCCUGUUCACUCCCCUUGCCUCCCUCCCACCCUAUCACAGCUCUCACUCCCCGAGGAUGCAGGAUGGAGGCUGAGGCAGUCCUGCCAGCUUGCAGCUGGUGGAGGCAGGAAGGGCUGAACUGACCUCCAGGACCUUACCCCUAUCUCUCGCUCCUCUCCUCCCUCUCCACCCAUGACCCCCAGGCCUGCUCCCUGUGUGUUUGACUAAAGGGCAGGGAUUGCUAAACCUGCUGGGUGAGUCCAGUGAGUCAGAGGUGAUUCAGGUGGGCGGACUGGUGGGCAGAAGGGCAGACGGGCAGUGGAAGUGCCAGUGCCACUGGGACCAUGGCUCUGACGGUAUGCGUGCAACGACUAACAGGGCUGUCCGGCACCCACGACCGACAAGUGAAGCUCACCUUUCGAGGUUUUACCCAGAAAACAAGAAAAAUUCGCUGUGGUCAAGAAGCAGAUAUUGGUGAGCUGUUCCGAUGGCCCCACUAUGGGGCUCCACUGGCUGGGGAGUGUCUGUCUGUGCAGGUGGUCAACUGCAGCCGUGUAUUCAGCCCUAGGCCUCUAGGGACCCUGGUGAUCUCCCUGCAGCAGCUACAGAAUACUGGGCAUUUGGUGCUACAGGAAGCCCUAGUGGAUGAGAAUCUUCGAGUGUCCCCGAUCCAGGUGGAGCUUGACCUGAAGUACCAGCCCCCAGAGGGUGCUACUGGAGCCUGGUCAGAAGAGGACUUUGGGUCACCCAUCCAAGACAGCUUGGAGUUAAUUAUCCCCAAUGUGGACUUCCAGGAACUGGAGCCUGGGGAGGCCCAGCUGGAGCGGCGGGCAGUGGCUCUAGGCCGCAGGCUAGCUCGAAGCCUAGGCCAGCAGAACGAUGAGGAGAAUGAGCUGGAGCUUGAGCUGGAGCAGGACCUGGAUGAUGAGCCUGACGUCGAACUUUCUGGUGUUGUGUUCAGCCCCCUCAAGAGCCGCGCCAGGGCCCUGGCCCAUGGGGAUCCCUUCCAGGUGUCCAGAGCUCAAGACUUCCAGGUGGGAGUCACCGUGCUAGAGGCCCAGAAACUGUUCGGAGUCAACAUUAACCCCUAUGUGGCCGUGCAAGUGGGGGGGCAGCGCCGCGUUACCGCCACACAGCGUGGGACCAAUUGCCCCUUCUACAAUGAGUACUUCUUGUUCGAAUUUCAUGACACACGGCUUCGCCUCCAAGACUUGCUGCUGGAGAUCACGGCUUUCCAUUCGCAGACCCUCCCGUUUAUGGCCACCCGGAUAGGGACCUUCAGGAUGGACCUGGGCAUCGUCUUGGACCAGCCAGAUGGCCAAUACUACCAAAGAUGGGCUCCGUUGCAUGAUCCCCGGGACACCCGCGCCGGGACCAAGGGCUUCGUUAAGGUCACCUUGUCCGUGAGGGCGCGCGGGGACCUGCCCCCUCCAAUGCUACCCCCGGCCCCAGAGCACUGUUCGGACAUUGAGAAGAACCUGCUCCUGCCGCGCGGAGUGCCAGCCGAGAGGCCGUGGGCGCGGCUCCGCGUGCGCCUGUACCGCGCCGAGGGGCUUUCCGCGCUGCGCCAGGGGCUGCUGGGCAGCCUGGCCCGCGCCCUGCACGACCAGCGCGUCCUGGUGGAGCCCUAUGUGCGGGUGUCUUUCCUGGGGCAGGAGGGCGAGACGUCGGUGCGCGCCCAGGCGGCGGCGCCUGAGUGGAACGAGCAGCUGAGCUUCGUGGAGCUCUUCCCGCCGCUGACGCGCAGCCUCCGCCUGCAGCUGCGGGACGACGCGCCCCUGGUCGACGCGGCCCUCGCUACGCACGUGCUGGACCUGAGGCGGAUCUCCCAUCCGGGCCGUGCAGCGGGGUUUAACCCUACUUUCGGCCCGGCCUGGGUGCCCCUCUAUGGCUCGCCCCCCGGCGCGGGGCUCCGGGAUGGUCUUCAAGGUCUCAACGAAGGCGUUGGCCAAGGCAUUUGGUUCCGCGGCCGCCUUCUGCUGGCUGUGUCCAUGCAGGUGUUGGAAGGGAGAGCUGAACCUGAGCCUCCCCAGGCCCAGCAGGGGUCCAGGUUGUCCCGGCUCACCCGAAAGAAGAAAAAGAAAGCCAGGCGGGAUCAGACCCCAAAGGGGGUUCCGCAGCACGUGGACGCCAGCCCCGGUGCCGAGGUGCCUGAGAUUCCCAGUGCCAUGGAGGUGGAGGUGGAGGAGCUACUGCCGCUGCCAGAGAACGUCCUGGCGCCCUGUGAAGAUUUCCUGCUUUUCGGUGUGCUCUUCGAGGCCACCAUGAUCGACCCUGCCGUGGCCUCCCAGCCCAUCAGCUUCGAGAUCUCCAUUGGUCGCGCAGGCCGCCUGGAGGAGCAAUUGGGCCGAGGGUCCAGGGCCCGGGAGGGAACUGAGGGUGCGUCGGCAGAGGCUCAGCCUCUGCUGGGAGCCAGGCCAGAGGAGGAGAAAGAGGAGGAGGAACUGGGGACCCCUGCUCAGUGGCCUGAGCCCAUGGACGGCAGCGGGCCAUACUUCUGCUUGCCCCUCCGUCACCGCAAGCCAUGUGUGCAUGUGUGGAGUCGCUGGGAGGACCACACCUGGCGACUGCAGAGCAGUAACUGCGUGCACAAAGUGGCCGAGAGGCUGGACCAGGGGCUGCAGGAGGUUGAGAGACUGCAGCGCAGGCCGGGGCCUGGCGCCUGUGCACAGCUCAAGCAGGCACUGGAAGAGCUGGUGGCUGGGAGCAGACAGUUUUGCCGCGGUGCCGAGCGCAGGACGAUGACCCGGCCCAAUGCCCUGGAUCGAUGCCGAGGGAAACUCCUGGUGCACAGCCUGAACCUUUUGGCUAAACAAGGACUGCGACUUCUACGCGGCCUGAGACGGGGCAACGUGCAAAAGAAGGUGGCAUUGGCCAAGAAGCUCCUGGCCAAACUGCGCUUUCUGGCUGAGGAGCCCCAGCCACCCCUCCCCGACGUGCUGGUCUGGAUGCUCAGUGGGCGGCGCCGCGUGGCCUGGGCCCGAAUCCCUGCCCAGGAUGUGCUGUUCUCUGUGGUCGAGGAGGAACGGGGCCGGGACUGUGGGAAGAUCCAGAGUCUAAUGCUCACGGCACCUGGGGCAGCCCCUGGUGAGGUCUGUGCCAAGCUGGAGCUCUUCCUGUGGCUCGGCCUGGGCAAGCAAGCCAAGGCCUGCACCUCUGAGUUGCCUCCGGAUUUGCUGCCCGAGCCCUUGGUCGGGCUGCCCUCCAGCCUACACCGGGAUGACUUUAGCUACUUCCAACUCCGGGCUCACUUGUACCAGGCCCGAGGUGUGCUGGCAGCAGACGACAGUGGCCUCUCGGACCCCUUUGCUCGAGUCCUCAUCUCUACCCAGUGCCAGACCACACGGGUCCUGGAGCAGACGCUGAGCCCUCUGUGGGAUGAACUCCUGAUAUUUGAGCAGUUGAUCGUGGACGGGAGGAGGGAGCACCUGCAGGAGGAGCCUCCGUUAGUGAUCAUCAAUGUCUUUGACCACAAUAAGUUUGGCCCCCCUGUGUUCCUGGGCAGGGCACUGGCUGCCCCGAGGGUAAAGCUGAUGGAGGACCCAUACCAACGCCCAGAGCUUCAGUUCUUCCCCCUGAGGAAGGGAUCGCGGGCAGCCGGAGAGCUCAUUGCUGUCUUUGAACUCAUUGAACUGGACUACAGUGGCCGACUUGAGCCCUCAGUGCCCAGUGAUGUGGAGCCCCAGGAUCUGGCACCCCUGGUCGAGCCCCACUCUGGACGCCUGUCCCUUCCACCCAACGUGUGCCCAGUGCUCAGGGAGUUCCGUGUUGAGGUGCUGUUCUGGGGUCUUAGGGGCCUUGGUCGUGUGCAUCUGUUCGAGGUGGAGCAGCCCCAGGUUGUACUGGAGGUGGCUGGGCAACGUGUGGAGUCUGAGGUCCUGGCCAGCUACCGUGAGAGCCCCAAUUUCACUGAGCUUGUCAGGCAUCUGACAGUGGUCUUCAAAGACACAGUUCCUCUCUUCUACCCCCAGGACUUGCCGGAGCAGCCUUACCUGCAGCCCCCACUCAGCAUCCUGGUGAUUGAGCGCCGGGCCUUUGGCCGUACAGUCCUUGUGGGUUCCCACAUUGUCCCCCACAUGCUGCGAUUUAUAUUUCGGGGUCAUGAGGAUCCUCCUGAGGAGGAAGGAGAGAUGGAGGAGACAAGGGAUAUGAUGCCCAAGGGACCUCAAGGACAGAAGUCCCUGAAUCCCUUCUUGGCUGAAGCGGGUGUAUCCAGACAGCUCCUGAAGCCUCCUCUGAAGAAGUUCCCACUAGGAGGCCUCCUGAAUCAAGGCCCUGGACUGGAGGAGGACAUCCCAGAUCCGGAAGAGCUGGACUGGUGGUCCAAGUACUACGCGUCACUGCAGGAGCUCCAGGGGCAGCACAACCUUGAUGAAGAUGAAAUGGAUGAUCCUGGAGAUUCAGAUGGGGUCAACCUCAUUUCUAUGGUUGGGGAGGCCCAAGACCAGGGUGAGGCUGAAGUCAAAGGCACUGUGUCCCGAAAAAAAGCAGUUGCCACCCUGAAGAUCUACAACAGGUCCCUGGAAGAAGAAUUUAACCACUUUGAAGACUGGCUGUAUGUAUUUCCUCUGUACCGAGGGCAAGGGGGCCAGGAUGCAGGUGGAGAAGAGGAAGGAUCUGGACACCUUGUGGGCAAGUUCAAGGGCUCCUUCCUCAUUUACCCUGAAUCAGAGGCAGUGUCAUUCUCUGAGCCCCAGAUCUCCCGGGGCAUCCCACAGAACCGGCCCAUCAAGCUCCUGGUCAGAGUGUAUGUUGUAAAGGCUACCAACCUGGCUCCUGCAGACCCCAAUGGCAAAGCAGACCCUUAUGUGGUGGUGAGCGCUGGCCGGGAGCGGCAGGACACCAAGGAACGCUACAUCCCCAAGCAGCUCAACCCCAUCUUUGGAGAGAUCCUGGAGCUAAGCAUCUCUCUCCCAGCUGAGACGGAGCUGACGGUGGCCAUAUUUGAUCAUGACCUCGUGGGUUCUGACGACCUCAUCGGGGAGACCCACAUUGAUCUGGAAAACCGAUUCUAUAGCCACCACAGAGCAAACUGUGGGCUGGCCUCCCAGUAUGACGUGGAUGGUUACAAUGCCUGGCGUGAUGCGUUCCGGCCUUCGCAGAUCCUGGCGGGGCUGUGCCAACGCUGUGGCCUCCCUGCCCCUGAAUACCGAGCCGGUGCUGUCAAGGUGGGCAGCAAAGUCUUUCUGACACCGCCGGAGACCCUGCCCCCAGGCAGCAGUGGCUCCAAGGUGAGUGGGGACCCUGAAGAGGCCCAGGCAUUGCUUGUGUUGAGGCGCUGGCAGGAAAUGCCGGGUUUUGGGAUCCAGCUGGUACCCGAGCAUGUAGAAACACGGCCUCUCUACCAUCCCCGUAGCCCCGGGCUGCUGCAGGGAUCUCUCCACAUGUGGAUUGACAUCUUUCCUCAAGAUGUGCCUGCCCCACCCCCAGUUGACAUCAAGCCUCGGCAGCCGGUCAGCUAUGAGCUCAGAGUUGUCAUCUGGAACACGGAAGACGUGGUUCUGGAUGACGUGAAUCCACUCACCGGAGAGAUGUCGAGUGACAUCUAUGUGAAGAGCUGGGUGAAGGGGCUGGAGCAUGACAAGCAGGAGACAGAUGUUCACUUCAACUCCCUGACUGGGGAGGGGAACUUCAAUUGGCGCUUUGUGUUCCGCUUCGACUACCUGCCCACGGAGCGGGAGGUAAGCGUCCGGCGCCGGCCUGGACCCUUCGCCUUGGAGGAGGCCGAGUUUCGGCAGCCCGCAGUGCUGGUCCUGCAGGUCUGGGACUAUGACCGCAUCUCCACCAACGACUUCCUUGGAUCCCUGGAGUUGCAGCUACCGGACAUGGUGCGUGGGGCCCGGGGCCCCGAGCUCUGCUCUGUGCGGCUGGCCCGUGAUGGGGCCGGGCCGAGAUGCAAUCUGUUUCGCUGCCGCCGCCUGCGAGGCUGGUGGCCGGUAGUGAAGCUGAAGGAGGCAGAGGACGUGGAGCGGGAGGCGCAGGAGGCUCAGGCUAGCAAGAAGCGAAAGCAGAGGAGGAGGAAGGGCCGGCCAGAAGACCUGGAGUUCACAGACAUGGGUGGCAAUGUGUACAUCCUCACGGGCAAGGUAGAGGCAGAGUUUGAGCUGCUGACCGUGGAGGAGGCUGAGAAACGGCCGGUGGGGAAGGGGCGGAAGGAGCCAGAGCCUCUGGAGAAACCCAGCCGCCCCAAAACUUCCUUCAACUGGUUUGUGAACCCGCUGAAGACCUUUGUCUUCUUCAUCUGGCGCCGGUACUGGCGCAUCCUGGUGCUGCUGCUGCUACUGGCGCUGCUCACCGUCUUCCUCCUCCUGGUCUUCUACACCAUCCCUGGCCAGAUCAGCCAGGUCAUCUUCCGUCCCCUCCACAAGUGACUCUCACUGACCUUGGACACUCACCCAGGGUGCCAACCCUUCAACGCCUGCUCCUGGAAGUCUUUCUUGCCAACGUGAGCUACCCUAGAGUCCAGUGCUUCCUCUGAAUAAACCUAUCACAGCCACUGACCCGUGGUCACGUGCUGUCCAAGGCUGGCGCCUCCAGGUGGCAGAGAACAGAUGUUCUUGAGUGGCCUCAGGUGCUGGGGGCUUGCUUGAAGAAUGCACAGGGAUAGAAGGCUGCCCCCAUCCCCACUGCAGGGAAGAAAAGGGCCCCGGCAGCUGAGUUAUGACACCCUCUGAGCAACUCCACCACGGCUCCUGCUCCUGCUGGCGGCCACGUCCCUCUCACCUCAUCUGUUUCUGGCUUCCACUGCCCAGGACAGCUAAGGACCUGACAGACUCCAUUAACCUGUCCAUUCCUCACCAUCCCUGAGAGAGGCUUCCAUCAGAGCUGGAUCUCGGGUCUGACUCCAGAGGUUCUGCUGUCACUCCCUGACUUCGCUUCCUUUCCCCUUUCUCUUGCUUUUCCCCUACCAGUCUUAGAUCAACAUUCGAGACAUGAUCUGAUAAACUGACUGGUUGUUUAGGUACCCUUC